Penicillium brevicompactum is the source of this 2610-nucleotide messenger RNA. Its product is annotated as karyopherin beta. Gene Ontology annotation, cellular component: nucleus; cytoplasm. Gene Ontology annotation, biological process: protein import into nucleus. The record is from RefSeq and is a predicted model, not a curated record. The transcript has 7 exons. Bases 1 to 2610 code for a protein of 869 amino acids. Lineage: Eukaryota; Fungi; Ascomycota; Eurotiomycetes; Eurotiales; Aspergillaceae. Gene Ontology annotation, molecular function: nuclear import signal receptor activity; small GTPase binding.
AUGGAUGCUCGUCAGGUGUUGCAGAGCACCCUCGCGCCUGAUGCCGCCGAGCGUACUAAUGCCGAACAACAACUCGCACAUGCCGCGGAGGUAGACUUCGCGGCCUACCUUAUCACACUCGGUCAAGAGCUUGCCAAUGAGAGCAGCCCCGCUCACAUUCGUGUCGCUGCCGGUCUCGCCCUGAAGAACGCUUUCACUUUCCGGGAUCAGGCUAAACUGCGUGAGGUUCAGCUUCGAUGGGCCCAGAACAUCAACCCGGAGACCAAGACCCAGGUCAAGGAGCUUGCGCUCAAGACCCUGCACUCCGCAAACGUUCGCGCUGGAUCUGCCGCCGCCAACCUGAUUGUCUCCAUCGCCGCGAUCGAGCUGCCGCGCAAUGAAUGGCCCGAGUUGAUGGGCGUCCUUGUCCAGAAUGUCGGUAGCGGAAGCGACGCCCUGAAGCAGUCUUCCUUGACUACCAUCGGUUACAUUUGCGAGUCUCAAGAUCCAGAACUUCGUGCCAGCCUUACACAACACUCUAAUGCUAUUCUCACUGCUGUCGUGCAGGGUGCUCGGCGCGAGGAGCCGAACAUGGAGGUUCGUUUCGCCGCCAUCGCCGCCCUCAGUGAUGCCGUCGAUUUCGUGCGAACCAACAUGGACAACGAGGGAGAGCGUAACUACAUCAUGCAGGUCGUCUGUGAGGCUACCCAGGCCGAUGAGGUUCGCGUGCAGGCUGGUGCGUUCGGCUGUCUGAACCGCAUUAUGGGCUCUUACUACGAGAAGAUGCGCUUCUACAUGGAGAAGGCUCUCUUUGGCCUGAGCAUCAUGGGAAUGAAGAGCGAGGAGGAGGAAGUUGCCAAGCUCGCUAUUGAAUUCUGGUGCACCGUGUGUGAGGAGGAAAUCGCCAUCGAGGAUGACAACGCCGAGGCUCAACAAGAUGGUGUCGAGCCUCGUCCAUUCUUCGGCUUUGCCCGCGUCGCCACCCGUGAGGUUGUCCCCGUUCUGCUGCAAGCCAUGUGCCGACAAGACGAGGAUGCCGGCGAUGAUGAGUACAACGUGUCCCGCGCCGCUUACCAGGCCGUUCAGCUUUACGCCCAGUGUGUGCAGGGUGAAGUCCUCGCUCCCGUCGUGAGCUUUGUUGAAGAGAACAUUCGCAAUGAGGAUUGGCACCGUCGUGAUGCCGCCGUGGCCGCCUUCGGUGCCAUCAUGGAGGGCCCCGAGCCUUCUACUCUGGAGCCUCUGAUCAAGCAGGCUUUGUCCGUGCUUUUGGGCAUGAUGGAUGACGCAUCUAUCAGCGUCCGCGAUUCGACUGCCUACGCCCUGGGUCGCGUAUGCGACUGCUGCCCCGAGGUUCUGGACCCCGAGGUUCACCUUCAGCCCCUUAUCUCUUGCCUUUUCAACGGCCUCGCAAACUCCCCCAAGAUCGCCAGCUCUUGCUGCUGGGCUCUUAUGAACGUCGCAGACCGCUUUGCCGGUGACGAUGGCUCGCAGACUAACCCUCUGUCGAAGCACUUUGAGGACAGUGUGAAGUCCCUACUUUCAGUCACCGAGCGACAAGACGCCGACAACCAGCUCCGUACCGCCGGAUAUGAAGUUCUUAACUCAUUCGUCAUGAACUCCGCCAAUGACAGCUUGCCCAUGGUCGCCACUCUCUCAGACGUUAUCAUUCAGCGUCUUGAGCAGACCGUUCCCAUGCAGCAGCAGGUUGUCAGCCCCGAGGACCGCAUCCUUCUCGAGGAAAUGCAGACCAGUUUGAUCAGUGUUAUUCUGGCUAUUGUCCAGCGCUUCGAGGGCGAGAUCAAGCCCCAGGCCGACCGCAUCAUGCACGUUCUUCUCCAGGUUCUUACCACUCUCGGUGCCAAGUCCAGUGUUCCUGAUGUCGUCUUUGCCACAAUUGGUGCUAUCGCCAGCGCUCUUGAGGAUGACUUCAUCAAGUACAUGGACUCGUUCAGCCCCUUCCUUUGCAACGCCCUCGGCAACCAAGAAGAGCCCGGUCUCUGUGCCAUGGCCAUCGGUCUGGUCAGUGACAUUGCUCGUGCCUUGAACGAGAAGGUCCAGCCAUACUGUGACACCUUCAUGAACCUCUUGCUCAAGACCCUUUCGGCUUCUACCAACCAGCUCAAGCCCGCGAUCCUGGAGACCUUCGGUGACAUUGCUCAGGCCAUCGGAACCAAGUUCGACACCUACUUGGCGGUUGUUGGCCAAGUCCUGCAGCAGGCCUCUAGCGUCACCACCAGCUCCGACCUUCCCUACGAGAUGGUCGACUACAUUGUCUCUCUUCGCGAGGGUAUCAUGGAUGCUUGGGGUGGUAUCCUUCUGUCCUACAAGGGCACACCGUCCAUCACCCAGCUCCAGCCAUUCGUUGAAUCCAUCUUCCAGCUGCUUCACAUCAUCUCUACGGAGAGCAACCGCAGCGAAGGUCUCAUGCGUUCCGCCAUGGGUGUGAUUGGUGACCUUGCUGAUGCGUUCCCCAACGGUGAACUCGCCAACUACUUCCGCAACGACUGGGUCACUGCCCUUGUUCGGGAGACUCGCACAACCAGGCAAUACAGCGAACGCACCAUCGAGACCGCUCGUUGGACCCGUGAGCAGGUCAAGCGCCAGAUCAAUCUGGGUGCUGGCAUGUCGUAA